This is a messenger RNA of Pteronotus mesoamericanus, 1131 nucleotides long. It is a transcript of the gene CFAP96, whose product is annotated as cilia and flagella associated protein 96. The transcript has 7 exons. Lineage: Eukaryota; Metazoa; Chordata; Mammalia; Chiroptera; Mormoopidae. Gene Ontology annotation, cellular component: centrosome. The record is from RefSeq and is a predicted model, not a curated record. The coding region runs from base 75 to 1007 and encodes 310 amino acids.
GGGCUGUAAUAGAAGCAGCCCUAAGGAGCCUUUUGAAGUUACCAUUAUAGAGAACACCUGCCCAGGAAGCAACCAUGCCUGCAGAGGGAGGGAAAACCGACAUGGAGAGGAUUGGCCUCUUCAGUGAGAUGGAAUAUGUCACUGUUGGCGAUAAAUACGUGUCACAAUUUAAUCGACCCUUUAAUGAAGCGGCAAGCAAAAAUAAACAAAUGCUACCUGGGGGAUCCAAAGAAAUGUCCAGUCUCCAGGCAGGUUAUUUUGAUCCCUACUUUGGAAGGGUUUUUGAAGGUGAAGGCUAUGUCAGUCUGAAUCAAGUGAGGAGACGGAAUAUGAUGGAAGAAGCCAAAAAAAAUGUAGGCAAAGCCUUCCUCCCUAGUAGUGGAGAUAAAAAACCAUGUGGAGUAGGAAGCUACUAUGGAACAAUAGGUGGUCCAGUUCCAUUCUUCAGUGCACAGUCAAAACCGAGAGAAAGAUAUGAGGCACCUGGGAAGAAUUUAUAUACAAGCCCAGGAAAGAAAGGAACUGGAUACGGCUAUGCAAAUAUUACGAUAGGUAAACAGUUUUCACACUCUGCUGAUUUCUACGAUGCGCCAAAACUAAAUUAUAAGAAAGAGAUUGAAGAGCACCAUCGUCUACUUAAAGGGACACCUUUCAAGUUAAAUCUUUACCCAAGAGAGUACUUUGAUGCCAAUCCUUAUUUUUUGGAGAAACCUUUACCACCAAUUAAAAAAGCAGAGAAGAAAGCAGAAUCUACAAGCCCUUUUAAGCCAUCUUCUCCUGGCAAAAAGGCUGGUGGCAUGAAGGCAGGAACAUUUGACCCUUACCCUUCACAUUCUGCUGACCCUUAUAUGGCUAAGUUGGCCAAGCAGGCUUCCAGCAAAGAUGCUAAGAUUUUCCACCCACCAGGUGGACCAAAAAGCAGACCAGUUCAAAGUAUAAUGACCUUGAAUGUCAAAAGGGCACUAAAUAUGAAGAACUACAAGACUGCUUCAGUACAGUCCUAUUAGCCUCUGGAGGACAAGUAGCUUUCUAGAUCCUGACUACCAGUAAUUCAUGAUCAGGUGCUAAUUAUUUGAAAAACAUAUAAGAUGCUGUGGAACAGAUAGCUCAAGCAUUUACAACAAAUUUAAU